Molecule: messenger RNA, 2026 nt
Organism: Calidris pugnax (ruff)
Lineage: Eukaryota; Metazoa; Chordata; Aves; Charadriiformes; Scolopacidae
Gene: GGCX
Product: gamma-glutamyl carboxylase
Exons: 8
Coding region: 393-1898 (501 amino acids)
Biological process (GO): peptidyl-glutamic acid carboxylation
Molecular function (GO): vitamin binding; gamma-glutamyl carboxylase activity
Source: RefSeq, a predicted model, not a curated record
GGGUGGGAUGGACACUGGGAUGAGGAACAGGGAUGGGCACUGGGACCGGGAUGAAAGACUGGGACCAGGAUGAGAGACUGGGACCAGGGUGGGCAUGGGGACUGGGACGGACACUGGGAUGAGGAACUGGGACGGGCACUGGGACUGGCUCUGAGACCAGCAGAGGGACAGGGACUGGGAUGGACGAAGGGACUGGGACAGGGACUGAGAUGGGCCCAGGGACCAGGAGGGGAACCAGGGAAGGACGGGGACACGGACAGGGACAGUCAGGGGGUGGCACUGGGGUGGUGUCCAGGAUAGGUACCACGAUGGCAGAGGGGGAUGGGCACCGAGAUGGGCACUGGGGGGGUGGCACUGGGACAGGGGACACAUCCCCGUAGUGAGGAGCUGGGAUGGGCCUGGGGACAGCACCAGGAGGGGAGGUGGGGAGGGACGGGGACAGGGACAGGAUGGCUGCGGUGCCCGCAGGGGCUCUGGGCAUCAUGUUGGGGUUCUGCUACCGCCUGAGCUGCGCCGCCUUCCUGGGGCCCUACUGGUACCUGCUGCUGCUGGACAAGACCUCCUGGAACAACCACUCCUACCUCUACGGGCUCCUGGCCUUCCAGCUGGCCCUGCUGGGCGCCGACCGAUACGGGUCAGUGGACGGGCUCCUCCGUCCCCAGAAGAGGAAUGCCCACGUGCCGCUGUGGAACUACACCCUGUUGCGUGCCCAGUGGGGGGCAGUGCUGUCCCCUGGUGUCAAACUCCUCCCCGUGUGUGUGUGUGUCCCUGUUUCACCACCACCACCACCUUCCCAGGGCUACAACAACUGGACCAACGGCCUGUACGGCUACUCCUGGGACAUGAUGGUUCACUCCCGCUUCCACCAGCACGUCAAGAUCACCUACCGGGAUGGGCUCACCGGGGAGGUGGGCUACCUCAAACCGGGGGUGUUCACGCAGAGCCGGCGCUGGAAGGACCACGCGGACAUGCUGAAGCAAUACUCGACCUGCCUGAGCCAGCUCCUGCCCCGCUACAACAUCUCCCAGCCCCAGAUCUACUUCGACGUCUGGGUCUCCAUCAACGACCGCUUCCAGCAGAGGCUGGUGGACCCGCGGGUGGACCUGGUGCGGGCGCCGUGGUCCCCGUGGCGGCCGACGCCGUGGGUCCUGCCGCUGCUGCUGGAGCUCUCCCCGUGGCGGCAGCGGCUGCAGGAGCUGGAGAGCCAGCUGGACGGACACACCGACGCCGUCUUCAUCGCCGACUUCCCCGGGCUGCACCUGGAGAACUUUGUCAGCGAGGACCUGGGUAACACCAGCCUGCGGGUGCUGCGGGGAGAGGUGCUGGUGGAGCUGGUGGAGCAGCAGCAAAACCGCUCCCUGCGGGAGGGCGAGGGGAUGCAGCUGCCGGCAGGGCAGUACCACAAGGUGCACACGGUGUCGGCGGAGCCCUCCUGCUACAUGUACCUCUACGUGAACACCACGGCGCUGGCGCUGGAGAGGAACCUGACGCGGCUGCAGGAGCUGCGGGAGCGGGUGCAGAACGGCACCGGUGAGCACCGGGGCUGGAGGAGCUCUGGGACACCCCCCAAAAUACCCCCACCUCACCUCAAGCACUGGGAGGUCUCGGGGAACCCCCAACACCCCCCACUCCUGCUCACCACGGGGCUGGAAGGGCUCAAGGACAUCCCCAAAUCCCCCCAACUCACCCCAAGCACUAGGAGAUCUCAGGGACCUACCUCUCGCAGCGCCCUGAUGACCUCCAUCUCCCUCCGAAACCUGGCACUGGGCCGGCCCCCCCUCCAGCAGCUGGCCCAGGAGGUGGCCUUCGCCAACUGGCGCGGCGAGGAAGAGGAGGCUCUGCCUGAGGGGGGCGGUGGCAGCAGCGGGGCAGGGACAGAGAGGAGCCCUGAGCUCUGAGCAACCCCAAAGAAACUCACCUUUUGUUAAAAAAAAUCACAUUUUUUAACAUACAGCCCCCCACUUCAGUUUCCCCAGGCAGAGAACCCCAAGUAAAUUCACAUUUUGUUUAAAAAUUCACAUUUUUU